Naegleria lovaniensis is the source of this 1704-nucleotide messenger RNA. RefSeq lists its product as uncharacterized. The transcript has a single exon. The coding region runs from base 1 to 1704 and encodes 567 amino acids. NCBI's taxonomy places the organism in Eukaryota, Heterolobosea, Eutetramitea, Acrasida, Naegleriidae. Gene Ontology annotation, molecular function: protein binding. The record is from RefSeq and is a predicted model, not a curated record.
AUGUUUGUUUCUUCCGAUCCAAAGAAGAGAAAGAGAGGUCAGACUGAAUCAGUCGUGAAAGAGCUUUCUUCCGAUAGUAGUGAAGAAGAAGAAGCAGAGAAUUGUAAUUCAUCCUCAAGGCUGAUGAAACGUUCACUUUUCAACAACCAUUGCAACCAGAGGAAUAAUAAUAAUAAUAGGAUAAAAGAACUUUCCGAUAGUAGUGAAGAUGAUGAUGAUCAAGAAGAGGACAAUCACAGAAAAAAAGUCAUCAAGCCAUCUCCUCAAGGAUUGAAAUUACAUCAACAAAUUCUUUCAUUUAGAAAUAAUCUUGGAAAGCCUUCAACAGCAGCUGAACAUCAUCCACAAACAACAACAAUCACUCAAAAGUCUUCUCUACUAUCCAGAAUUUUCCACGAAUCAUCAUUAGAUUCCAAACAACAACAACACAAUCAAAAGCCACAACAGAAAUUAUUAUCUUCUUCUUUGGAGAAACCUAAAGCACAGUCGUCCUCAUCCAUGGAUGAGACAUCUUUCAAAGAUGUGAAAUCUCAACAACCAGCAGUAAAAGCAACAACAGCGAGUACCCGCAGAGAUCAACAAAGAAAAUCUCAAUCAAGAACAACAAGUAAUCCUCGUCAACGUCGUUCUGCAACAUCUUCUAAUCACUCACAAAACGAGAAAACAAUGGAGGAAAUGCUUCAACAAAUGCUUCGCGAAAUUCAAGAAGUAACAGGUAUGGAGUGGACAUAUGACGACGAUCCACUCAGUCAAAUGUUUUAUGAUUUGGAAAAUGAUUGUGGAAUGAAUUUUGGAAUUUCCAAAUACCCUCCAAACAACGAAACCAUGAAUGAAGAAGAACGACAACAUUUGGCAAAACUGUAUUCACAACUAUUUGAAGAUGAGCAAAUCAUUUAUCAUGUGUUGAAAUUUAUAGAUGGUCUUAUAUUGAUUCGCUUUUGCAUGAGGGUUUGUAAAGCAUGGUAUAAUCAAGCGCGUUGUGUUCCUCUUUCUCUAUCGAUACCUGCGAAUGAAAGUUCAAAAACUCGCAAAAUGCUAUCACUGGACUACAUUUCCAAUUUGAAAAAGUUAACGCUUCGAAGAAAUCUCCUAUCUCAAUGUGACGUUCUUUCUUGUAUUGUACAAAGCCCGAAAAUGAAAAACUUGACCUAUCUCGAGCUCGCAGGAAGAACCUAUGAUAAGGGAGCAAUAUUGGUUGCUUCUAGCAAAUACAUGAAAAAUCUCAAAUAUCUUAAAAUUGAAAGAUGUAGUAUUAAGAACUCGGGAACAAUUGCCAUUGCUGAAAGCAAGUACUUGUCAAACUUAACAUUGCUAGACAUGUCAUGGAAUAAUAUGGAAACACCGGCAGCAAUUUCACUUGUUUCGAGCAAGUAUAUGAGAAAUUUGAAAAGUUUAUCCUUUCGUUUCUGUGAUCGACUUGACGAUCGUAUUGUUGAAGCAAUUUGUUCCAGCAAGUAUUUGAAAAACUUGACAUGCUUGGAUUUAAGUGACAUCAAACUUGGAAAUGCAUCUGCAAAGGCCCUCUCGGAAUGGCCUCUUCUUCGACAAUUGAUAGUUUUGAAAUUGGAACGAACUAAAAUCGAUCGAAAGGGAAAACAACUAAUAUUAUCGAGCCCAUAUUUCGAUCGAGAAAGAACGAAAUUGAAAAUUAGUUAUGAAGCAAUGAGCUUUUUAGACCAGUUGGGCCUUAAAAGAAUUCAAUAA